Molecule: messenger RNA, 2614 nt
Organism: Procambarus clarkii (red swamp crayfish)
Lineage: Eukaryota; Metazoa; Arthropoda; Malacostraca; Decapoda; Cambaridae
Product: hemocyanin B chain-like
Molecular function (GO): oxidoreductase activity
Source: RefSeq, a predicted model, not a curated record
AAGCGGGCGCGGUGGCAUCAGGGGGUAUAUAAGGCCGCCACAAUCACCACUCACCACCACUCGUCACCAUGAAGCUCCUGGUCUUGUGUUCACUGGUAGUGGCGGCUGCCGCCUGGCCAAGCUUCGAUCUGGAUGGCUACCAGAGUGACACCCCGGGUACGCCCUUAGCCAAGAAACAGCAAGAUGUAAACCACCUGCUGGAGCACGUCUAUGACCACCUUCACUAUAAAGACCUGAAGGAUCUCGCAGGGACCUUCUCCCCUGAGGCUGACACCUCCCUCUACACUGAUGAUGGCGCAGCCGUCCAUGCGCUUCUGGAGGAGCUCAAAGACGGCAGGCUGUUGGAGCAGCACCACUGGUUCUCACUUUUUAAUACACGCCAACGUGAAGAAGCUCUCCUACUCUUUGAAGUUCUGAUUCACUGCAGAACGUGGGAGGGCUUCCUUGACAACGCUGCUUACUUCCGUGAGCGCGUGAAUGAAGGAGAGUUUGUGUACGCACUCUAUGUGGCUGUCAUCCACUCAGAUCUGGGACAUGGCAUUGUACUUCCUCCACUCUACGAAGUCACUCCUCACCUGUUCACCAACAGUGAGAUCAUCAACAAGGCUUACUCAGCCAAGAUGACCCAGACACCAGGCAAAUUCCACAUGGAUUUCACUGGAACAAAGAAGAACAAGGAACAGCGAGUGGCAUACUUCGGCGAGGAUAUUGGCAUGAACAUUCACCACGUUACUUGGCAUAUGGACUUCCCCUUCUGGUGGAAGGACUCCUACGGCUACCACCUGGACCGCAAGGGAGAGCUCUUCUUCUGGGUUCACCACCAACUUACUGCUCGCUUUGACUCUGAGCGCCUCUCCAACUGGCUGGAUGUUGUUGAUGAAAUACACUGGGAAAAGGUUAUUCACGAAGGAUUUGCUCCACAUACCAGCUACAAGUAUGGCGGAGAGUUCCCAGCUCGUCCUGACAACGUUCACUUCGAAGACGUUGAUGGUGUAGCUAGAGUGCGUGACAUGGUUAUCUUAGAGAGCCGCAUUCGCGACGCCAUUGCUCUUGGCUACAUCACCGACAAAAGCGGAAACCAUAUUGACAUCAGAAACGAGCACGGCAUCGACCUACUAGGAGACAUCAUUGAAUCUUCAGUGUACAGCCCCAAUGCGCAAUAUUACGGAGCCCUGCACAACACAGCUCACAUAAUGCUUGGUCGCCAAGGUGAUCCUCACGGCAAGUUCGACAUGCCUCCAGGUGUCAUGGAACACUUCGAGACCGCGACCCGUGACCCAAGCUUCUUUAGACUUCACAAAUACAUGGACAACCUUUUCAAGGAACACAAAGACAGUCUUCCUCCUUACACCAAAUCGGACAUAGAGUUCCCCGGCGUGGUCGUGGACAGUGUUGCCAUUGAUGGAGAACUCAAGACAUUCUUUGAUACUUUCGAGUUCAGUCUUGUUAAUGCAGUAGACAAGUCGGAUAACGUGGCAGAUGUUGACAUCUCCGCUGAUGUAAAGCGCCUCAACCACGAAGAAUUUUCUUACAAUAUUGACAUCAGCAACAAUAAUGGAAAUAAAGUACUAGGAACCAUCCGCAUCUUCUUGUGUCCUCUUAAGGACAGCAAUGGAGUCACCUUCACCUGGGAAGAAGGUCACUGGUACUGCAUUGAGAUGGACAAGUUUUAUAAAUCACUUGCUCCCGGAACUAACCACGUUGUUCGCAAGUCCGUUGACUCUUCAGUAACAGUCCCUGACAGACUAAGCUUCGAAGAAUUGAAGAAGAGAACUGACGCGGCCGUAGCCAGUGGCAGCAAACUUGACCUUCACGAGUUCGAACGGUCGUGUGGCAUCCCCAACAGACUGCUCCUGCCUAAGGGUAAGGAGAGGGGAAUGGACUUCGCCUUGUUUGUGGGUGUGACCAACGGCGACGAGGAUAAGACCGUAGACAAUCCUGAAGAGCUUGGCGCCACGCAUGCUCAGUGUGGCAUUCACGGAGAAAAGUACCCAGACAAGCGGCCCAUGGGUUACCCCGUCGACCGCAGAGUCCCAGACAAUCGCGUCUUCCUUGAGACUCCCAAUAUUAAGAGAGUUUACGUCAAGGUCUUCCACGGUGAGCACCAGUAGAAUGACCACCAACAUCGAGCACCAACAAUGACCACCAGCAUUGAGCACUUUCAAUGAGAACCUUCAGCCAAAUCAAAAUUAACGUUUUCAUUAGUAGCUCGAUAUUUGGCUUUUCAAAAUAUAUUUUUUCAAACAUGACGAAUUAAUGACUGCAUAUUUUAGUAUAUGUAAAACACAUUUAAAAGUUAUCUAAGACUACAUAUUAUUAUUCAUUGUUACUUACGAUUAUUUAGUGAAAGUUCUUCAGCAGUUUGUAAAACAUGUGUGUAUAUUCAAGGAUCUAUUGCAACAAGAACUUGCAAAAUCAUUUUAUUGAAGCAAUAUUUAAUUUAUGAUGUCAGUAAUUGAGCAAUAUUGCACAAUAUUUACACGCCAGAGAAUCUUUAAUAACAGCAAUAAUAACCACACCAAUAAAAUAAUAAAAAAAAUUAUGAAUGUCUCCAGACUAUGUAUGGAGUUCAUCCAUCCAUUAUUGUAUGUUUAAAUACAUUAAUUGAAUUGUU